Molecule: messenger RNA, 225 nt
Organism: Letharia columbiana
Lineage: Eukaryota; Fungi; Ascomycota; Lecanoromycetes; Lecanorales; Parmeliaceae
Exons: 1
Coding region: 1-225 (74 amino acids)
Source: RefSeq, a predicted model, not a curated record
AUGACAAGGUACAAGUCGUACGAAGCAGAUGGAACUCCUUUGAAUAUCAUUGCGCAGAAUCUUUACCUGAUACCGGAGGAUUGGCUCGAUCGGGCUGAUUUUGUCUACCUCACGAUGCCUAGCAGCAAACAAUGUUUGUGUUUCAUCAUCUUGCAGUUACGGCGUGCAAAAUGGAUGCUUGAAACCAACGAAAACCCCGCCAAAGAGCAAAUGAAUUUGAAAUGA